This is a messenger RNA of Lampris incognitus (smalleye Pacific opah), 2434 nucleotides long. RefSeq names its product gastrula zinc finger protein XlCGF48.2-like. Gene Ontology annotation, cellular component: nucleus. The transcript is spliced from 2 exons. Bases 54 to 1337 code for a protein of 427 amino acids. Lineage: Eukaryota; Metazoa; Chordata; Actinopteri; Lampriformes; Lampridae. The record is from RefSeq and is a predicted model, not a curated record.
GUUACACAUUGAUUAGAAAGUCGUCGCAAAAAAAGAAGAAAGAGAGAGAGAAGAUGUCCAGACUCCAGAUGCUGAGGCUGGUGGUCCAGCAGCGCCUGAGCGCGGCUGCGGAGGGGAUCUUCAGCGUGUUUGAGAAGACCGUGGAGGACUACGAGGAGGAGCUAGAGCGCCAGCGCAGAGCCGCAGCUCGCCAACACGGGCUGCUGGCAGACGGGAAGGACGCGAGCAGCGCCGCAGAUCCUCUACAGCUAUUUGACUGUAAAGAGGAGGUUCCCAGUGAGGAACAGGAGUGGAGCCCCAGUCUAGUCCUGGAGGAGCCAGAGCCCCCACACAUUAAAGAGGAAGAGAAGGAAAUCUGGAGCAGUCAGGAAGAAGAGCAGCUUCAAGGACUGGAGGUGUUGACAUUCACUCCUGUCACUGUUAAGAGUGAAACUGGUGAGGUGAAAGUUCAGUCCUCACAUUUUCAUCAAAGUCAAACUGAGGAGAACAGAAGGGCAGAGCCUUCAGAUAGCACCUCAACUGAUCAGAUCAAAACAGAACCUGAUGAAGAGGACUGUGGACUAUCAGAACCAGCCAGCAACUUGGAUCCAGCUGCUAACUUACCACCAAAUAGCGAGGGAGAGCCCCUCUCUUCAGAUGGUUGUGAAAGUGAGACUGAUGACAGUAGUGAUGGUUUAAACAAGACUAGAAAAACUCGGUCAGGAUUGGACACAACAAAGAAUGACAUAAGUCACAAGAGAUUUACUAAGAGGAAACCCUUCAGUUGUUCAGUGUGCGGUAAAGGGUUUUCUCAAAGCGGAUGUAUACGGACACACAUGAGAAUACAUACGGGAGAAAAACCAUUUGGUUGCUCAGUGUGCGGUAAAGUUUUUUCAAGAAAAGAUGAUACGGAGAGACAUAUGAGAAUCCAUACAGGAGAGAAGCCAUUUAGUUGCUCAGUCUGUGGUAAAGGUUUUUCAAGAAGAGAAGAUAGACAGAGACACACAAACAUCCAUACAGGAGAAAAGCCAUUUAGUUGCUUAGUCUGUGGUAAAGGGUUUUCUCAAAGAGGACACAUGAAGACACACAUGAGAAGACACACGGGAGAGAAACCCUUUAGUUGCUCGGCCUGUGCUAAAUGUUUUUCAAGAAGAGAAGAUAGAGAGAGACACAUGAAAAUUCAUACAGGAGAGAAGCCAUUUAGCUGCUCCGUCUGUGGUAAAGGGUUUUCUCAAAGAGAGCAUGUGAAGACACACAUGAGAAUACAUACAGGAGAGAAACCCUUUAGUUGCUCAGUCUGUGGUAAAGGGUUUACCCAUAAGUACAGUCAUAGCAAACACAUGACGUUUCAUAGAUAACAUCAUAAGUUAGCUCAUCUUGUGAAAAAACUUACUUUGUCCACACGCCAGAAUUAGAUCACGUAAAUCUGUGUCCAACGGACUGACCUGAUGAUCACGCUAGAGUUCUGAGGUGGAUGUUGCAUCCCGCAUCAUUGGAGAAAAGAACGUUUGGUAACACUUUAGUAUGGGGAACAUAAAAAAACUUAAUUACUAGUGAAUUAGUAAUGAUCAAGAGGUCACUUUAGUAUGGGGAACAUAUUCUAAGUAACAAAAACUUAAUUUAGAGUAAUUUAACACUAUGAACACUUGUAGUUUUGUGUUUUGUUAUGUAAGAACAGACCAUAUUCAUUAAGUGUUAGUAAGGGAGAAUAACUCUUCUUGUGGUACUACCACCUUAUAAAGUCCACACCAAGCAAAGCAUAUUGAGAUGGUACUACUAAUAAGCGAUACUUCUGAGGUUAUAGAGGGAAAACUCAUAGUUAAUGGCUUACUGGUUGUAUAAUAAGGCCAUGCAGAAUAAGGCAUUAAUGAGUACGUAAUAAUGACCAAUUAAGAGCCAAUAUGUUGCUAAUUUGCAUGCUAAUAAGCACCUAAUUAAUGGUGACUACGUUCCCCAUACUAAAGUGUUACCAAACGUUUUUGUUAACAGAGAAGCCUGCCACGAAUUUGUUCAGUUUAACGGAGUUUCUGUGCUUGACACCAGACUUUUUUAGAUGCCAAUGAGAGUGGUUAAGGCAGCAUUAUUUACCAAAGUAAACCUAAGGUACUGUAUUCACACUAAAUCAACCGAACCUGCUUGACUCAAAUGCAGUACAAAGGAACCAUUUGGCUCCAAAUUAAUGUUGCUGUUCCCAGGAAUCUUGUUUCAUUCCCAGGAAUCUUGUUUAAUUAACAUGUUUUUCCCUAGUUUGCUUUGUGGAUAAAAUCUGAAAUUACUGUUUUAUGCUGGCUAUGAAAUGUAGAAGCCACGCUUCAUUGUAUCCACAGUGACUUUUAAUGUAGAGGGGGAAAAAAACAUGAAACUGCUGUUUUGUCAAGAGAAACUGCGUUAAGAAAACGUGUUCUCAACUCAAAAAGAUUGUUGUUGGAAAUAAAGGAGGUACAUUUUUAAGGUU